GUAAACAUUGUUUAUACUUUCUGUUUUCUAUUAUCUGGGAUCUGAUACUCUUAUUUAGUGAUUUAUAUUAACUAGUAAAAUUGUGAAUGUGAAACAUUAUACAAUGAUGACAAUAAUUUAGCUAGUAAUAAGUAAUAUUACAAUAGUAUUUAAUUUAAAGAACUUAUAUACACCGUAUGACAUUAUAAUGUAGUUUACUUGUUUGUGUUAAUUUAUUCAUCAAAAUAUGUUGAAUAUUUUGUACACUAAUACACUAUAUACUUUUUAGUCAUGAAAAAGUGUUGAAUUUGACAGUGCACAUCAAAAUGAGCGAAAAAUCAUUCAAAAAUAUUACAGCUAAGUUGCUAGAAUGCAGCAAGUUACCAGAACCAAUAAAGGACAUAUUAAAAAUAAAGAACAAUAAUUCAUUGAAAGACUUAGAUGAAAACGAUUUCAAUCAGUUAUGUAUUUUGAUACAUGAUUUCAUUAAGGAAAAAACUGCUGUUGAAAAUGUUACACAAGAUGUAGAGCUAUUGUUAUGUUAUCAAUCCAUUUUAAACCUCGUCAAAUAUAUAAUUACUUGCUCGUCUGACGACAUAAAAUCUGUACAUGAAAAUGAUAAUUUUUUUAAAACCAUACUGGUUUUUCAAAGUUUUUACACUACAAAUAUCAAGUAUAAGUUCAAAUUAGAUAUAAUGAAAAUGUGCUGUAGCUUCUGGCAAUUUUUAACUUCUUCAACAACACGAAAAGGAUCUGACAAUACGUACAAUUUUGACUUGAUUUUAACUCAAAAUUUUGUUUUCACUUUAAAUUAUAUAUUUGAUACUAUUAAAGUGACUACAAAAAAAAUAGACAUGAAAGUAUUAUCUAAUUUAGUUUGGGAAUUCUGUAAAGUUGUGAGCGAUUUACCUUCCAAUAUAAAUGGAUUGAAUUUUUUUGUUCCCAAUUUAAAAACAUUGAUGAAGUACCCAUUGUUUUUGGAAACUGAAACAGGAAAAUUGGCUAUAGCAGACAUAUUUACAUGUAGUCAACAACUAUUUAUUAAAUUUCAUCAAACAGUUAGACAAAAUAUACCAAAAGCAAUCAGGUCAGAAGCUGAAGCAUACGGCGAAAUAUAUUUUAUGGCGUGGAUAAAUUCUGAUUCAACCAUAAAAGAAGUUAUUGAAGAACAAAUGUUUGACUUAAUAUCCAAAACACUGACCUUACGGCGUACAGGUUUAGCUUUUUAUGCUUAUCGUAAUGCCUUAAUUCUUUUGCAAAGUAUGCAAAAUCACAGAAAACAUUUAAUGUUCAGCAAAGUCAUAACUAAGCUAUAUGCUCCUGUUAUUUGGAGACAGUUAACGAGUGAAUUUAGUGUAGUCAGAUGUAAUGCUACUGACAUUUUAGCAAGAGCUUAUCCAUUGGAAAAAAGAGGAGAAGGUCGAGAAGUAUCUUCAAGGUUUUUAAUGAAACAACAAAAUGCAUUUUUGGAUUUAUUAGUUGAUGUUUGUCCUCAAGUUCGAAUAGCUGCUAUAAAAGGAAUUUGUAGCUGUAUGAGAUAUUUUUGGAAUUCUUUUGAAGAUGAUCAAAUAAUUGAAUGCUUUAAAUUAUUUAUACAUUUGAUUGAUGAAAGUGUAUUUGAAGUACGAAGGGUUUUAUUUUAUGGGUUUUGUCAGUUACUUGAGGAGAUUAAAUCCCACAGUUACUUUAAGAACCCUUUCCUUAUUGCAAAAAUGAAACAUACAUUGAAUGACGAAAAUGAAAAAGUUCGGCGUUCUUUUAUACAUUUCUUAUUGAAAAUUAAAAAGGUUGAUUCUCAUGCAGACGCUGAAGAUAAAAUUAGCUUUACAAAAAUAGUUGAUUUAAGAGAUAUUGCUUUUGCACUUGCUCGUGAAGAUAAGCAAAACGGCCUUUUACUUGUUGAUUUAAUUGUGGAUAACUUUUUUGGAAGUAAAGUACCGGACAAACAUACAACACUUAGAAGAUUUUAUACGUUUUACAGUAUAAAUCCAAGUGCUUUUCGUAAACUGAUAAUUUAUUCAGAAAAACAUCUAGACUUUAAUAGUGCUUGCAAACUUAUUUUAUCAUUGUUAAAAACUAUAUAUAGUGCGCUAAAAAAAAAAGAAGAACAUAUGAAAACUAUAGACAAAGAAAAUGAUAUGCCCCCUAAAAGGCAUAAAUCAAAUGAUGAUUCCGAUACAACCAACGAUACCCGUAAUUCAUAUUGCAGUUCAUCAUCAGUUAGUAAUAAUGAUGAAGAAGAACAAAAUGAACAUAAUAAUGUAUGUUGUAUUUUGGAUUGUGUAAACUGCCUUAUGAUACUCCAUUGUAAUGAAUUUAAGAAUGAAGAAGCCCAUCAACAAAUUAAAGAUAUUCAGGAUUCUUCCAUCACAUGUUUAAUUAAAAUACUUAAGGUCUAUAAGGAAGGUGAUGCUUACUACAGUGCAAUUAGUUUAGCAAGUUUAAUGCCGGUGACAAAAUUGAGUGCUCAUGUAUCAAUAACAAGUAUAGCAUUAUCCACCUUAAAACAAUUGCCUUAUGAUAUAAAUCAAGCAGAAGAAGAGAUUGAUAUGCGAAAAGUUAAUUGUCUGGUAUACUCAUUGUGCAUGUGGAAACGAGGCUAUGAGAUACUUCAAUUUGUGAACGUUUGGUUUGAUGAAGCAUUCAAAACUUUAAAUCUUAAUGAAACACAAUACCCGGAUUCUAAAAUUGAUAAAGGAAAAAGAGUCAGAUUCAAAAUAAAUUUUGAUGAAUGUAAACCAAUGACUGGUAUCUUAUUAAUAAACUCGAUGCUUACCAAUUUACAAACACAAAAAACACUUACAGAUUCUGAUGUCAAUAAAAAAAAUAUCUAUGAUCUCUUCUUAUACUUGCAGCGUGUCAAGGCAGCAAUUGAGAACCGGAUAUCUUCCGAUAAUGUUUUAAGUAACUUAUUAUCAGACAAAGUUUUAAUUGAGUUAUUCUUAUUACAUAAUCGAUUACAUAUAAUUUAUUAUAGUCAUGAAAAAGACAUUGAUGAAAUUAUUAAGUAUCAAACUUCUAUUUUAAAUUGGGUUAUAAACAAUCUACUUAUUUAUAAUUUACACCAUAAAGAUGAAACUACUAUUACAUUUGCAGUUAAAAUAAUAGAAAUUGUUAAUAAAAUGUCAUUAAAUAUGUGUUUAAUGGCUUUUGUGAAUACAACAUAUCUGGAUGAUUAUAUUACAUUUUGUGCUACAGUCUUACAUAAUCAUUUGGGUCCUUGGCUACUAUCAUCAAUGAUGGCAACUUUAGCACAUAUCUCAAAAUAUUUUAACUAUCUAAAAUGUGUGGAUAAGCUUUUAAAUGAUACAUCAAUACUGACAAAUUGUGUCUGUAGUAUCAUAUCAGUCCUCAGUGAAUCUAAGUUUAGUGCAGAACGUUUUAUUAGUGUUAUUGGAGAUCCAAAAAUAUUUCGUAGUAAUUUGAUUAUGCUGAUUUUGGAAAUUUACAAGAUUAAUACAGUGGAAUUUAAACAAGUUUUUAUGACACUUAUUGAAACUAUAAUGAAUAUUAUUGCUAACCAAAUUCGAGAAAUCGACGAAAUUGAUUUAAAUGAACACCUCACAGAAAUGCCAUUUGCUAGUUAUCAGUUAGCGGCAGUGGUUUUAAACAAUGCAAAGUUAAGAAAACAUUUUUCGUCUAAUGCAGUUGUAAUAUUCUCAUCUAAUGUUUUUAAAAAUGACUGUGUCUUAUUGCUAUCAGCAAUAUCUUAUGUCUAUACCUUAUCAUUUCAAUUAAGCAAAACAAUAACAAUUGAUCUUGAACCAGUUGUAAAAAUGCUUUAUAAAACUUUGAUGGAACAUGACAAAACUAGAACUCCACUUGGUGAUAACUGCACCAUAAAUAAUACAAAUGUUGACCGAGGCGUUUCUAUUUUGGAAACCUCUGACUUCAGUAAUGAAGUAACAAAUUUCAAACAAAAAGGACGCCUUGUUUUAAUUGCAACUGCUAAGCAAUUGCAUGUUACUUUAUCUGAGUAAUACAAUUAGGUUUUUUGCUUAACAAAGAAAAAUAAUCUAAUAAAAAAAAACUAGGUUGUCGGUUAAUAUACAAUAUAUUAUCGUGUUUAAAACCAGCAAAGAAAUUUAUGUUUGCUAAUUUAUGUUAGUAUAUUUUUUUAUUAAAUAUAAAUAAGAAGUAUUUAAAAAAAUGACUAUGUCCCAUGUAAUGUUAUGCCCAAAUGUAUUUUAAAUACUUAUGGAACAAAAUAAGAUAUUUUUAUGUAUACUUUCAUUAUUUUUUUGUAUACAAGUUCAUACUUUAUCAUUGUUUUAAUGAACGUAUGGAGAUAUUUGACAUAUUUAUAAAACUUAAAUUAAUAUAUAUAAACUAUGAACAAAAAUGUGAAUUAUUAAUAUAAGCCUAAUUUAUGUAAUAGUAUUAUAAUUUUAUUUUACUCCAAACUAAUUUGUAUCUUACAUUAUAACAUAGAACUAUAAAUAAUAAAUACUUUUACCUAUAAUAUUAAAAGGAUGUCAGCGCAAUAUUUGUUAUUUCUCUCAGACCCACAACAUAAAACGCUUUCACCUAAAAUUGUUUAUUAUAAAUUUUGAGCUAUUUAGGGUAAUCACCGAUAACAAAAAUUAUAGCGGAUAAUAAAUUUGGUAAUAUGACAUAUCAAAUUAUAUUUUAUUAUUUGACUUUGUAUUUGACAUCCAAAAUAAAAAAAAAUUUUAAUUUAAAAGUUCUUUAAAUUGUUUUUGAGACAAUAUAUAGGCAAAUUGAUAUGUUAGACCAUCAAAAAAAUUAUUCUCUAUCAUUUUUGUAAUGGGGUAUUUUACCCUAAUAGAUUAUUGAAAAACUUAAAAACAAUGAUUCUGCAUAAAUGCGUUUUGUCUGUUGCGAGUGGGCCAGAGAGAGAAAACAAAAAAGGCGCGCUGACAUCCUUUUUAAAUGUAUAAUAUACCCGUAGGUAUACCACAGAGGUAAAGGAAGAGUAGUAAUGUAGUAUACAUGACACAUAGAGGCAAAGGUGGAUAAGUAAAUGAAAAUAAUUAACCUGACGGUGCGCGUUAAAACUGAUGCUGUAGUCCGCUUGGCCACUCCGUCCUCCAUUUUAAUAUUUAUAUUAGAAUAUAAUAGAACAAUAAAAACAAAAAAAUGAAACUUAAUGGAUUAUUUUUAAAUAACUUAACUUCAACUUUUUAACUAGUUAAUAUCCACCUUUGAAUAGAGUAGAAGCAUUACUUAAAAUGUAUUAAGAAUAUAUUAUUCUCAAUGACCAAUGUUGUAUUAUCGAAUAAAGAUGAUUGUGGCAAUAAAUACAUAUUAUUUCCAGGACUAUAAAUUUCAUGAUUGAAUAUCAACCGGUUUAACUAAAAAAAAAAUACUUAGUAAAAAUAAAAACCUGAUCAAGAUUUACUAUUAUAAAUUUAAUUUAACAUAUUUCUAUGCCUGCAACUUUAGCUUGAAUCAGAACUCUGGUGAUAACAAUUUUAAAUAGUUAAUUGAAUCUUAUAUAACACGAUACAUUUUCCUUUGAGUUUAAUUACCAAAUACUAAUUAUAAAAUAUAUUUACCUAUAAAUUACAUCUACCGACUAAUGUGCUUAACAGUGGCAAUUAUAGUGAAAAAGUUCAAACUAACCAAUUUUCAUGAGCUUCUUCAACUACUGUAUUAAAUUAUUGUUUAUUUUAACCUGUUACUGCUGUUAGAAUUUAAAAUGUAUAUAGUUUAAUACAAAUAAAUUUUUAUACAUUUAUAUUUACUGAAUUUGUUAUUUUUUUAUAAAAUAAUUUGAAUUAAGAAUUUUUGACUUGAAAAAACACAAGGAAAAUAGGAAUUUCAUUUUUUCGAAAUCAACAACUUCUAGCUUCCCUAGAAAACAAUAAACAAUUUGAAACUAAACCUCUGCAACAAAAAAAAAAAUGUGCGAGCCUUCUCAACAGUAUAACAAUAAGAUUUAAUUUGAUAAUUUUAAAAUAUCUGUGUACCUAGGUAAACAAUAAACUUUAUAUAAUAGGUAUAUUAUAAAACAAAUGUUAUCAAAACUAUGUAUAAAAAAAAAAUUUCAACAUAUAACAUAUUUUUUUUUAAUUUCUAACUAUCACUCAAGCGUGGUGCUUCUAAUGUGAAGUGCCUUCAAGUCUCUCGCCGCCCUUUCUCAUUAUAUAGCUUAACAUUGUACUUAUUGUGCAUCCUAGAACAGAUUGUAAAAAUUAAUUUUAAUAAACGCUUUGAAAAAAAAAAAAUCAAACUUAUAAUUAUCAUGGCUCGAUUGAUCCUCGUACAUGUUGUGAAAAAUUACAAAACAUUUUGUCAGAAUUCAAAUCGAGUUAAUUGUUGUGACUUAUUGUUGGAAUUAAAUUUGUCGUAAUAGACAUUUUCAAUUCGUAAUAGCAAAUACGUAUAUGUAUAUCUCUGUCCUCGGAAGAAUUAAAAAUUACCAAUCGAUCAACACUUUCACAAGCCAAAACUUCUUCCUUGACGCUAUUAUACAUUGAAAAUGAUAUUCUCAGAAAUAUAGACUGGUCUGAUACAAUUCACAAAUUUGUAUCAAUAAAAAU
Metopolophium dirhodum (rose-grain aphid) is the source of this 6485-nucleotide messenger RNA. RefSeq names its product condensin-2 complex subunit G2-like. Lineage: Eukaryota; Metazoa; Arthropoda; Insecta; Hemiptera; Aphididae. The record is from RefSeq and is a predicted model, not a curated record. The transcript is spliced from 19 exons. Bases 306 to 3959 code for a protein of 1217 amino acids. Gene Ontology annotation, biological process: mitotic sister chromatid segregation. Gene Ontology annotation, cellular component: condensin complex; nucleus.